AUGCAUACUUUGAAGAACGAAGACGAGACCGAGACAAAGACAGAGACAACAACAGCAACAGAAACAAAACCGUCAACGGAUGUCGAUGUUGUGGCGAAUUUGUUAGUUGAUUUUAAUAUUGGAGAUGAUAUGUGCUUAUCUGAAUUUUUGAACUCGGAUUUCUCGACUACGUGCAGUUUCGAUUAUAAUGAUCUGUUGUCGUCGCCGUGUUCAGAUCAGACUCAAAUAUUUUCUGAUGAGAUUUUGAAGAACUGGGCACAAUGUAACUUUGGUGAUGAAACUAAUGUGUCCAACAAUCUUCAUUCUUUCAAUUCCUUUCUUGAAUCCAGUGAAGAAGUUCUAGGGGAAUGA
Molecule: messenger RNA, 351 nt
Organism: Lathyrus sativus (Indian pea)
Lineage: Eukaryota; Viridiplantae; Streptophyta; Magnoliopsida; Fabales; Fabaceae
Source: the annotation of a GenBank genome assembly